Rotaria sp. Silwood2 is the source of this 378-nucleotide messenger RNA. NCBI's taxonomy places the organism in Eukaryota, Metazoa, Rotifera, Eurotatoria, Philodinida, Philodinidae. The record is from the annotation of a GenBank genome assembly.
AUGAUUGCUAAAUUUCAGGAUGAUCAUAGUCAUAUAAAAUGUAAUUCAAUUGAAUCGAUUUCUUCUACGUUAAAUCCAAUACAUAAUGAUCAUUUUCAAAGUGGUACAUAUGAAUCUGAUCACUUGGUUAAUAAUCGUAUACAACAUAAAGAUCUUAAACAUAAUUCAAUUGAAUUAACUCAUUCAACAUUUAAUCCAAUAUACAAUGAUUAUUUUGAACAUUAUCCAUUUGAAUCUGCUCAUAUACGUGACAAUCCUAUAACAUAUAAUGAUAUUAAAUGUAAUUCAAUUGAAUCGUCUCGUUCAACAUUUAAUCCAAUACAUAAUGAUCAUUUUACACAACAGUCAUUUGAAUCACCUCAUUGUGACGAUUUCUGA